Molecule: messenger RNA, 162 nt
Organism: Bipolaris oryzae ATCC 44560
Lineage: Eukaryota; Fungi; Ascomycota; Dothideomycetes; Pleosporales; Pleosporaceae
Exons: 1
Source: RefSeq, a predicted model, not a curated record
AAUAUUAGUCUUAUUAACCUUCUACUCUUACGAGGCACUCUAGUAAAUAUAACUAAUAUUAAUAAUAUAACUCUACUAUAUUACUACGUUAAGUAUAGCUAUAAAUCUAUAAUAGAAUUACUUCUUAAAAAUAGUUUAUCUAUUAAUAUUAGUGUCUAUUAA